AUGAAGACCUACAAACUCUUAUUAUCUCUCACAGUCACGGUAGUGUUAAUCGUCUCCAAUAUUUCUUUCCAAGCCCAAGCACGGGCUCCUCCUCCGAUAACCAAUGCAACUCUUGAGAGGGUAAGCUCUUCUCUGAAAAGGUUCGUUGAUAAACUACCACAAAUGCCAAAGCUCUACGGUUAUUCCAGGAUUUUUCCCAUUCCCGCAAGUCUCACCAUCGGCAUGUAUCAGAAGAAAUGGAAGUUCCACCGGGACUUGCCUCCGACGACGGUCUUCGCUUACGGAACCUCCCAAAAGACCGCUACUGUUCCGGGUCCCACAAUCGAGACACUCCGCGGAUUACCAACUCAUGUGACGUGGCAAAAUCAUCUCCCUCGAAAUCACAUACUCCCAUGGGAUCGAACCAUCCCCACCGCCAUCCCCAAGCACGGUGGCAUCCCCACCGUCGUCCAUCUCCACGGCGGUGUCCACCAGCCACAGAGUGAUGGCAGCGCCUUUGCCUGGUUCACCUCCGGCUUCAGAGAGACCGGACCGGCCUGGUCCCAGAAGACAUACACCUACCCGAAUGUCCAACACUCCGGGAACCUCUGGUACCACGAUCAUGCGCUUGGCUUGACACGUGUUAACCUCCUAGCUGGCUUGAUCGGUGCUUAUGUCAUCCGUGACCUUAUCUUGGAUGGUAUUCUGGACCUCCCACGUGGACCCGAAUUUGACCGGCACUUGGUCGUUUUCGAUAGGAGUUUCUCCACUGAUGGAUCCAUCUACAUGAACUCCACCGGCAAUAACCCGUCAAUCCAUCCCCACUGGCAACCGGAAUACUUCGGAGACGCCAUUAUCGUUAACGGCAAGGCCUGGCCGUACCUUAAGGUUCAACGUCGGAAGUACCGCUUCAGGAUCAUAAACGCCUCCAAUGCACGAUAUUUCCGAUUCUCAUUAUCCAACGGUCUCCCGUUUGUCCAAGUAGCAUCGGACUCAUCCUACCUGCCCUCACCCGUCCACACACCAAAGAUACUCCUGUCACCAUCUGAAAUUGCUGACGUGGUCAUUGAUUUUUCAAAUUCAACAACGAAACAGGCGGUGUUGACCAACGAUGCCCCAUAUCCAUACCCCACCGGUUCAGCCGUGAACCAGCUAAACGGGAACGUCAUGAAGUUUAUAAUUGCACCGACACGUCCAUCCCGACCGGACACAUCAAGGGUGCCGGCAAAUCUAGUGAAAUACCAAACGGCGACAACCGAUGGGGCAGAACAUACAAGGUACAUAGUAUUGUAUGAGUAUACCAGCAAAUCCGGAAAGCCCACACAUCUCUACAUAAACGGGAAAAGGUUGCUGGAUCCGGCGACAGAGACGCCAAAAUCCGGCACCACUGAGGUGUGGAAGGUGAUCAACUUGACCGGCGAUAAUCACCCACUGCACCUACAUUUAGCUUCGAUCCAGGCAAUCAAGGUGCAGAAGCUGGUGAAUUUGAAGAAGUUCAAGGGCUGCAUGACUACCAAGAAUGAUGCAGUCGCCUGCAAUGUGACUCACCAUGCAACUGGGAGGUUGCUUGCCAUACCUCCUUAUGAGAGAACAUGGAAGAACACUGUCAAGAUAGAGCCCGGAUACCAGACAACGGUAGUCGUCAAAUUUAAUCUGGUUGAUACCGGCGCGCCUUAUCCGUUCGACACUACCGCAAAACCUGGAUACGUCUACCACUGUCAUAUUCUGGACCAUGAGGACAAUGCUAUGGUACGACCAAUGAAGCUGGUUACAUAA
Messenger RNA from Nelumbo nucifera (sacred lotus), 1755 nucleotides. Its product is annotated as multicopper oxidase LPR1 homolog 1-like. NCBI's taxonomy places the organism in Eukaryota, Viridiplantae, Streptophyta, Magnoliopsida, Proteales, Nelumbonaceae. The record is from RefSeq and is a predicted model, not a curated record. Gene Ontology annotation, molecular function: copper ion binding; oxidoreductase activity. Gene Ontology annotation, biological process: cellular response to phosphate starvation.